Molecule: messenger RNA, 1857 nt
Organism: Volvox carteri f. nagariensis
Lineage: Eukaryota; Viridiplantae; Chlorophyta; Chlorophyceae; Chlamydomonadales; Volvocaceae
Exons: 12
Coding region: 1-1857 (618 amino acids)
Biological process (GO): chloroplast rRNA processing; mitochondrial RNA processing; regulation of mitochondrial mRNA stability
Cellular component (GO): ribonucleoprotein granule; mitochondrial matrix
Molecular function (GO): RNA binding
Source: RefSeq, a predicted model, not a curated record
AUGACAGUCUUGCACGAGCUGGCGCUCACCGUCAGUGAACCCAACAAGCUCGAGAGCUCUGUACGCAGCGAGCCACGGCUGGACUUGAGUAUCGAUGGCAGCCGACCUCUCGGCGCCGUUGUGCCAACGGGUAUCCCUCGCCUGCCAGACUAUGCAAUUCCUUUACAGCCAAAGCUUUUGAAGCAGAUAAAUGCCAUGCAUACAAAGGAGGAACUUUUGGCAUUCGUUGGGCAGUGCUACAUCAUCCUGGACCCGAUUAACUUGGUUACGUGCGUGUAUCGCCUGGCGCGCAUGUACACGGGCAUUCGACACCCCGAGGCCAGGCAAGCAUGGAAGGCGGAGUUGAACGAGUCUUCCUCUUUUCAGGUUUUGCUUCGGACCAUCCAAUCGCACAUGCUGGCUGCACAGCUACAUCCACCAUACAGCCAGGAGGUCAAGGGUAUCGAUGCGCGAUGCGUCUCAAACCUGAUCUGGGCACUGGUGAAGCUGGACCUGGCGCUGGAGGCUGGAUGUACGGGCAACGAGGUGAUCAUCAGCAUUUCGCCGCUGGUGCUGCGCCUCCUAAACCAGUCGAGCCCGCAGGGCCUGGCCAACUUGCUGUGGGCGUACGCAAAGCUUGCCGAGCCACCCGUCGAGGUGAUUUCGUCCAUCAUGUCCCAGAUGACGGAUAUGUUAACGCGCGACCAGACGGGCAGCCUAUUCGACGCACAGGCGCUGUCCAACAGCAUCUGGGCCGUGGCCCAUGCGAGAAGCAAGCUUGCGAAUUUCGACGGGCUUUGCGGCGCGCCAGGCAGCGUGAGCGCGUUCCUGGUCGCCAUUGCCAUUAGUGCCAACAGUAUGCUAAAGGCGCUGUACACCCGUCUGGAUCUGGCGCACCUCUCAGCUUUCCUUAACAACGUUGAGCACAAGUUCUCCUGUCAGGCGCUCGUGAACAUUGUGUGGUCUUUCGCCACCAUAUUGGGCGAGGAGUGUGGCCAAAAUCCCAUCAUUUCACAGCUCUUCUUAAAUUCUCGCAAGGAGGCUAUCAUCCGGCUGCGCGCCACUUAUGCAGCUCUUCAGACUCAACAGUCAUGGGUCUACCACUUGCCGGGAGGCUUCAACGAGCAGGCCCUUUCCAACGUGGUUUACGCGUAUGAGAAGGCAGGCAUGCUGGAUCGCGAGCUAUUGCAAUGGGUCUUCAGCGUCGCCACCCUGCGGCUGGACCGCCGCGAUGGCCCGCCGUCGUUCAAGCCUCAGGAGCUGUGCACGCUGCUCCGCGCUGCACACCUGGAUAUUUGCGAGCCGCAGCCGUUUUUAAACAAGCUCGCACGCAUUGUCCAAACGAUGCCGUGGAUUGUACGCAAUUGGUCUCCCUCUGAGCUUAAUGAGCUUAGCCGCGCCCUGGGGUUGCUUCAACCGACACUCCUGACACCUCACCAGGCACAGGCACAGCAGCAGGUGCAGCAGCAUGCUCAGGUUCAGACGCACCACCAUGCACAUUCCCAAGCGCAACAGCAGGCAGCGGCUCAGCAGCUCAUGUUGCAGGUGAAUGCGCUUACUGCUGCCGGCAUGGGCAUGGGCGGCCUACCCAACGGUGGCGUUAACACUAACCUUGCAGCGGAGCUGCUAGCGGCCGAGCUUCACCAAAUGACCAUCCAGAACGUGCUUACAGCACAAUUAAAUGCUGCAGCGGCAGCCGUGGCAGCUGGUAUGUCCUAUGGCAGCAACGGCGCCAGCGGUUCUCAGACGUUCAAUCCCAACCUUCCGAUGGGUGUACCUGCGGAUCCUUUGCAAGCCCUACGUGCGCUUCAAUUUAGCCCAGCGACAAGGCCCCUUGGUGCGCAAGGCCUGCCUCCUGCACCUGUAAGCUGGCCGUAG